AUGGAGAAUCUUUCAAAAAUAUUUGGCUACGGGGAAGUCACAGAAGAAAGAACGUUACUGCAGUUCCACUACACAGAAUGGCACUCGCAUACGUGUCCAUUCGGAAACGCGGUUUUAGAAUUCCGUCGACGCGUGAGAGCGGUGGUCGGUUCCACCAUAAAGAACGAAUCCGGACCAAUGGUGGUACAUUGCAACGAUGGUGGUGGAAGAUCAGGCGUGUACCUGGCGAUUGACGCGAACAUGGAGCUGGCCGAGGAGGAAGACGCUUUCGACGUCUUUGGCUACUUGAAAAAAUUGCGGCAGAGCAGAAGAGGACUUAUCGAGAACUUGGAACAAUACAAAUUCGUGUACGACACGCUCGAGGAGUUUGUGGUGUGCGGCACCUCGUGGUUUCCGGUCUCGGAGUUGUCGCAGCGUCUCAAGCAGAAGAGCGUGAAGAACCCGAUAACCAAGAUAAAUGAAUAUCAACGGGAGUAUCAGCAAAUUUGUAAGCAAACGCCGCGCUUCACGAUCGGAGAUUGCGCGGGAGGGCACAGAGCUGAUAACAGAGAGAAGAACAGGGAUGUGUUGGUCGUGCCGCCUGACAACUUUCGACCGUAUCUCACCAGCUUCCAGGGUAACAGUUACACUGACUAUAUAAAUGCUGUCUUUGUGGACGGUUACACGAAGCCCAGGGAGUACAUCGUAACGGAAUGGCCCCUCCGACACACAUGCGGCGAGUUUUGGUCCCUGGUUUACGAUUACGAGUGCGCGGCGGUGGUGGUGUUGUGCGUGCCACCGCCGGGCUCCACCAACUUCCCCAGCUUCUGGCCCGAGGGGAAACACUCGAAGAAAUACGGCCCUGUCUUCACGAUUGAUCACAUCAGCCACAAUCAUUAUACGAACAUUAAGACCUGGAUUUUUAGGAUAAACAAGAAGAUCGUGUCACUGACCGAGUUGAUGGCAGGCGUGAAAGCACCACCGAAGACGGUUCAGUUGUUCCAACUGACCUGUUGGCCCAUGGGUCACAAGGUUCCGACGUCGACGAACAGUCUGGUCGAGUUGAUGAAUAUGGUCGAGAGGUGGAGGCAACGAACCGACUACGGGCCGGUCGCUGUGGUCUCCCCAGAUGGUAGGAGCCGUUGUGGUGUAUAUUGCGCCGCAAACGCGUGUAUAGAACAAGUGAUUCAGCACGGGGAAGUGGACAUUUUCCAGGCAGUUAAAACUGUACGCAGGCACAGGCCACAACUUGUCGAGAACAUGACCGAGUACAAAUACUGCUACGACCUGGUGCUGCACUAUGUGCUCCACUAUCUGAACAAGGACAUGAACGAGAAAAAGUGAGAAAGCGAGUUGAGGGACGAGCUGUGGUUCAUCGAGUUCGGCCGCGGUGCGGCUCU
Messenger RNA from Frieseomelitta varia, 1379 nucleotides. It is a transcript of the gene Ptp36E, whose product is annotated as receptor-type tyrosine-protein phosphatase U. Gene Ontology annotation, biological process: protein dephosphorylation. The transcript is spliced from 8 exons. The record is from RefSeq and is a predicted model, not a curated record. Lineage: Eukaryota; Metazoa; Arthropoda; Insecta; Hymenoptera; Apidae. Gene Ontology annotation, molecular function: protein tyrosine phosphatase activity. The coding region runs from base 1 to 1323 and encodes 440 amino acids.